AUGAGUGCGGCUUCGGACGAAAGUGCGGCAAAGCGGAGGAAGGUGCGAAAAGGAACUCACUGUUGCCGAGAGUGCCGUCGAAGAAAAGUCAAAUGCACUUUUGCUGCCCCGGACGAUGAUAGCUGUAUCUCCUGCGGCCGUCGAGGCACCAAAUGUGUCAGUCAAUUUGCUCUGCAAUCGCCAGACCUGCUCCUAACCCCGGGCAUAUCACCACACUCCGAUCGCGCGAGAACUGCCUUACAGACUACAAGACAUUCAAAGAUUACCCAAGCUCUUCUGCGUGCGCUUCCCUCCCCAAGCGAGGUCGAGAUUCUGCUAGGAAAGGUCUCGAGACUUUCCACUUUGUGCUAUCAGUCCGGCUUCAAGUUAAAUAGCUCGUCGCGCCAAGACCUGCCACUGGAACAAAUCGCAAUCCCCAGUUUGCAACACCCAGAAGCCCAUCCGGUCUUGCUAGCAAGGCAAAUGUUACUUCUAGCAGCAGCAUUGCAGCACAUUUCUCCCACUGAGGUUAUCUCGGGUCUUGAUCAACAUCACCAUGUCAUCAUGGAGGACCUCGCGGAGUCGGCCAUUGCCAUGGUGACUACUAAUGACUGCUUAAUGGGAACCUUGGAAGGUCUGGAAAACAUCAUUCUGGAGGGAUUCUUUCAUAUAGACAGCGGAAACAUCCGGCGUGCUUGGUUAGCAAUCCGUCGUGCUGUCACUACGGCGCAACUCUUGGGGUUGCAUCAACCCGGUCAGUAUCGCUUCAAGAAGAUCAACGACAAGAACGACCUCGACCCCAAUGUCAUGUGGAUUUGUAUCAUCUCCAUGGAGCGUGUCUUGUCCUUGCUGCUGGGCCUACCCACAAGUACUGUUGGGACAACGUCGGGGAGGAAGAGUCCUUCGCAGACCAGUGGCAAUCUGUCAUCACUAAUCAUGCAGAUCACGGCCAGAAUUCUGGAGCGAAAUCAGGUCAGAGUCCCCCAGCAAGCUCAGGAAAUGACGCGGGACAUCGAUCGAGAACUCAUUAGGAUGACCGAACAAUUGCCCUCCUCGUUCUGGCAGCCACUGGCUUUCGCAGGUCUCGAAGUAGAUUCAGUAGAGGCAUUUUGCGAAACCCGGCGAGCAUGGGACCACAUGUGUUACUAUACCGUGGUCAACCAACUGCAUUUACCGUACAUGUUGUGCCAGAGCCAAAGCGCUGAUGUGGUGUACUCGGGAAUCGCGUGUGCGAAUGCUAGCCGCGAGAUAUUGACUCGCGAGAUAGCAAUCCGUACUUUCAACCCAAUAACCGCCUGUUGUCGGAUUGGCGACUUCAUGGCGCUGAUUGCUGGAAUGACUUUGAUCCUCGCCCACCUCGCAAGUCAUGGCCAGACGGAGGUCAAUAGGCUGCUCGCACACCAGCGAUCGAGCGACAGAGCCACCGUGGAGCGGGCUCUAGAAUGCAUGCAGUCCAUGUCAGAGUUACACGAAGAUGUCCUCGCCGCAGAAUGUGCUGCCUUGCUGAAGGAUCUGUUGUCUAUUGAAGGCAGGGCAGCACAAGGAUACAAGGCCGACGCAGACGAGACACAGUCGUCAGAUUAUCAGCCGACCGAUAAUCCUAAUGCGUUAGUCAUCAGAGUGCCAUAUCUCGGUGCAAUCAGAAUUACACCUGAAGGCAUCACGUCUGUGCCAUAUUCCGAAACAGGGCAAGAUCAAGGCCAUCACGCAGGAGUCACGAUUGGAGGCAUUGGGUCGAUUCAAAUUGAACCUCCCACGGUUCCUGACCGAUUUUCAGUCAAUAGCACAUCAGAUGUCCCACCACAAGCAGCGAGAACACAGGCCGCAAGUGAUUCAUUGCAGCAACAACAUACUACGCAGCUUCUGCCCGGAAGAAUCCCCGAUGAGGUAGCGGAGAAAGAUCACAUGUUCCCAGAUGCGGCCGCCAGCAUCGACGAUUGGGUCUUCCAAGGUUUUGAUACUGCCUUCUUUGACGUGCUUAUGCGCGGAGCAGGAGACGCGCAGUUUGAUGACGGCAGGAUCAAUUAG
This is a messenger RNA of Aspergillus aculeatus ATCC 16872, 2007 nucleotides long. RefSeq lists its product as uncharacterized. Gene Ontology annotation, molecular function: DNA binding; zinc ion binding; DNA-binding transcription factor activity, RNA polymerase II-specific. The coding region runs from base 1 to 2007 and encodes 668 amino acids. The transcript has a single exon. The record is from RefSeq and is a predicted model, not a curated record. NCBI's taxonomy places the organism in Eukaryota, Fungi, Ascomycota, Eurotiomycetes, Eurotiales, Aspergillaceae. Gene Ontology annotation, biological process: DNA-templated transcription; regulation of DNA-templated transcription.